This is a messenger RNA of Pisolithus orientalis, 1587 nucleotides long. RefSeq lists its product as uncharacterized. The transcript has 10 exons. The record is from RefSeq and is a predicted model, not a curated record. Bases 1 to 1587 code for a protein of 528 amino acids. Lineage: Eukaryota; Fungi; Basidiomycota; Agaricomycetes; Boletales; Pisolithaceae.
AUGGAUCUCCCCAACAAUUCCAUUGUAAAUCCUCUUGCACCUCUGCCCACUCAGCAGAAAAAGGGUGGGGGCCACAGUGCUGGCCAGAAUGCAAAACCAAAGAAUCCCAUCCCUCAGUCUUCAACAGCAGUAGCAACACCUGUCUUCCAUCAGCACCCCACAGACUCCCAUCGCUUUGGUUUCAGUGUUCUGGUUCAACAGCCAGGUCAUAUCAUGCCUCCUGGGAUGGAACCUGACCUUCAAGUGCUCAAUAAUCCUUAUACUUAUAUUGCUGCAAUUUGGGGUGACCAAGUUCCCAGUAAUACAUCUCAUCUGCCAACACCCCAGCCCAACUACCAGUCUUGGUUUAUCCCCCACCAGCCACCUGCUACUAUCCCCAACUCUUGUAUUGACCCCUCCCUUGAUAGCUCGCUCUCAUCGAGACAAACUUUGGCAACCACUGACAUUCACCACAAGAGUUCAGAGAAGCUGUCAUCAGAGGGCUCCUCAGAAGAGGAGUCAGAGUCCUUGAGUAAUAACCCAUCGGAUGCAGAGGCUGGCGAGGUCUCUGGCAAUGAGUUCAACAAAGAUGAGGAUGAUGCAUUUGGAUGGGGUGCAACGAAUCUUAGGCAAUCAACUCAUCCUGGUACAUGUCAGAGCUUACAAUCCAAGGACAAGGCUCAGCCAGAGGGUUCCCAACAUGGCACUGCCAUUGAUGUUCUUGAACGCCACCAUCGCACUAAUGGCCGCCCCAUUCCCAAUCGUGAUCUUCUGUCCCUUGUGCAUGACUCGGUCAACAAAGUAUCUCAGUGUGCCAGAGCCCCUCAUAACUCCAAGAAAGCUAAGGAUGAGGGCCCAUUGCCUUCACAACUGAGAUUUUACAAGGCAGUAUGGAAGGACUGUCUUGAAGACGCUAAGCAAGAAUGCAGGGCUGCACAUGCACUUUCUAACCUGUUCCCAUUGAAAUCUCAUGACCUCAACCUCUCCAUAACAGAGGUACUUAUCACUGUUGUCAUUGAGUGGAAUCAACACAGUGUGCAAUUUGAAGAUGGUUACUGGCCUGACCACAAGCAAGAUAUGGCAUGCCUUGUUCAUGUACAAUGGAUAGAGACUGCUGCCACAAAGCUCCUUGACAACUCGCUUUUCCUGCGAGACAGUUUCAAUGAGAAUGGAAAAACCAGGAAUUUCACUCACCCUGCCCUCAAGGAAGCUGUCAUACAAUUCUACUAUACCAGGACCUAUCAAAUUGCAGAUAAGCAUCCUGAGUCCUUCAACAAUUCAGUUCCCCUUUCCUGUCUGGCUCUCAUUGCAGCUGCAUAUCAUUGUGUGUUGGAUGGAUUUGUGAAGAAUGGCACAGGAAAGACAAUGCCUCAAUUCUCCAGCAAGGCUUACAAUUCCAUUUUCCGUGGCAUGAUGAAGGUGCUGAAUGACAUCCUUCAUAAUCCCUAUCACAGUGCAAGGUUGCACAAUCUGCUUUCUCAGUGGGCAAAGGAAGGAUGGGCUGCACUGCAAGAGGUUGAUUUGAAUGUAGAGAGGUACCAGCACAUUCAGUACACAAUUGAUGCCAAUGUUCCUGUUCUUGUCAUACCUGCUGUGAACUGUUCCUAG